AUGGCUGCUUUCCCACGAUUCACAUUUCCUCUCUCCAGAGAGCAGAGUGAAUCCAGUCAUUCACUACUCAUCGAGGCCUCUACGCAGACUGACGCCCCACCAUUUCACACCAGCACCAAUAUAAAACCAAGCGAAGACUGCAGACUUGUCCUCACUCACAAUCACAACUACUCGUGCGCUCAACCCAUUAACCAACUAUCUACUCCACCAGCUUCUCCUAGCAAACUCAGAAUAUCAGCCAUGGGUAUGCAGCAUCUUGGCAAGAAAAAAGGCGACCGUUCUCUGACGCCGCCUCCUACUCCUACUGGAACGUCACAUGUCAAGACUGGAUCAUCGUCGUCCAACUUCCUGGAUUCAUUAUCCAAUCUUCGUCGUGGAGACUCGGUUAUAUCUUCGCCCACAUGUCAAGGUUCCGGGGAGAAGCCCGGCAGCACUGAAGUCAUUACGUAUCCAUACCACGCAAUAGACUAUGAUUUCUGCACCAACGCAAAAGGACAGAAAAAGAUCAUUGGCAACGGUGCUUGGAGCAACGUUUAUCUCGCGACACCCUCUGUGCCCAGCACUGUUGAACAGCCGUCCCUUGAUACUCCUACGAGUAGCAUAUCGCCUCCCCUGACACCACUGGACUCACGUAGCACACCCACGAUUCCAUCUCUCUACGCCAUCAAGGUCCCUGCCACGACUAGCGCAAAGAAGGUCCUCUGCGCCGAGGCAAAGAUCCUAUCCUACCUUUCUCGCUUCCCAAAUGCCCACGCGCACAUCGUCCCCUUCUUCGGCCUCGACACUCGCACAGAAGCUCUCGUGUUAAAAGCCAUGGACGGCACUCUCGAGUCCUGGAUCGCAGCCGAACUCAACGCACUAUCCGAGCCCCUCCGCGCCCAGAAACUCGCCGCCAUCUUCCCCACCCUCGCCCUCUCCCUCAUCGACAGCCUAGCAUGGAUGCAAGACAAAGCCUGCAUCCAAGCCGACAUCAAACCCUCCAACAUCCUCAUCUCCUUCUCCCCCUCCGGCACCCCUAACCCCGUCUACACAGACUUCUCCUCCGCCAUCCUCACCCAACCCGAUGGCCCCAUCGACUCUUCCACCGCCUCCCCCUUCGGCGCAGGCACCUGGGACUACCUCGACCCCAAAACCCUCAACCCCUCACACCCGGCAACCCCCUCCGCCACCACAGACCUAUGGAGUCUGGCCAUUUCCCUCUUGUACCUCGUCAUCGGCUCCUCGCCCUACGACGGCUUCAGAGCGAACAAGUACCAGCAGCGCGAGAUGAUCAAGUCCGGGGCCCCGCUGCAGUGUCUGGGCUACGGCGAUGUGGCCAGUGUGAAUAUGAAGCGUCUGGCCAGUCUUUCGCAGCUUUUGGGGUUUGGGGCCGAGAAGUGGUUUGCCAUGGUAUUGGUUAAGGAUUCGACGAGUAGGGUGGGACUGAGUGUGUGGCGGGAGAAGUUGGUGGAGGCUUUGGCGGCGGGUGCGGUGAAGGUUUGA
Plenodomus lingam JN3 is the source of this 1482-nucleotide messenger RNA. RefSeq lists its product as uncharacterized. Gene Ontology annotation, biological process: protein phosphorylation; mitotic DNA damage checkpoint signaling. Gene Ontology annotation, cellular component: nucleus; cytoplasm. Gene Ontology annotation, molecular function: ATP binding; protein serine/threonine kinase activity. The record is from RefSeq and is a predicted model, not a curated record. NCBI's taxonomy places the organism in Eukaryota, Fungi, Ascomycota, Dothideomycetes, Pleosporales, Leptosphaeriaceae.